AGCACAGGCUGCUUAGUUAUUGACAAAGAUGGACAUGGAGUUGACUACAAAUCAGCAGAUAAGGGCACCAAGUCCUUCACAUUUGACCAGGUUGUUACUUCUGACGACGUUCAGAGUCUCCACUCUGAGGUGCUCCAGCCUCUUACGGAGUCUGUAUCAAGUGGAUAUAAUGCAACAUUACUGAUAUGUGGAGCCAACACUGAGACGACAAGAGCGCUGACCGAACACAGUAUCAUCAAACAGGUCUUGACAAAUCUCUUUCAUUCUUUCACAUCAGGAAGGAGAACAGAGUUCUUCAUCUCUGUGUCAUUUCUUCAGUUUUACCCAGAUGGAAGUGCAGUGGAUCUCCUGAGUCUUCACAAACAGACUUUAAAAUUUGUAUCACAUCCAGUCCUUGGAAGCCUUGUGGGAGGUUUGUGUGAGGUGUGUGUGUGCUCAGCAGAGGAAGCCUGGGCUCUGUAUGAAACAUGCAGGGAGACUAUGAACAGCAAUUCUGUCUCUAUCUCCAGCCGAUGCAGUUCCCUGUUCUCAGUGGCGGUUGAGUGGAAACUCAAUCCAGAGCAGGUGGAGUUGGAUAUCUGCUGCAGCAGACUGCAGCUGUUCAGCCUGGCAGGAGGAGCCAGCAGGACUGACCUCAGAGGAGUCAGCCCACUGGCCAAGAUUUGGGAUCAAAUGCCAAAUUCUGUUGCUACAGUCGACGACAGCCUCCUCAACUUCCUCCUAAAGGAUUCCUUAACAGGAAAUACUAGGACUUUCCUCAUCUACUGUAUCAACCCUCAAAGUCUUCUUCACGAUGAGACACUGUGUGCUUUAGACUUGGCCCAGAGAGUGAGACAACUGGAAACGUCACCCACAGCUGGCUGCUGGAGUCCCAGGAGCACUGAGCGUCAGAUUCGUGAAGGCAUCAUGGAGCUACAAACCAUGAUAAUGUCAGGGGGGGAAAGUGAGCUUCACAAUAUUUACAAGCUGGCUGAACUGUCUGAAAACCUGCAGAUGGUGAAAAAUAAGUCAUGGGAAAAAAGGAUGGAAGAGUCAAAGAAGAUAAAAGACCAAAUGAAGAUCAGUAAAUCCUCAAAUAGCAAUCAGCAGUUUUCUGGAGGGCAUCACGCUGACAAGAGAAAGAGCACGGAAACAGUGAAAUAUCUCCAGGAUCAGUUGAAACGGGAAAUGGAACAACAUAUGAGAGAAAGUAAAGGCAGAGUGGAGAAAGUCCAGGAGAGGGUAGCCAGAAUCCAGCAGCUGAGAGAGGCUCUAAGUGAAGAGACAUUGAAGAGUGGGGCCGUCACAGGGCAAUCACAGCUUUGUCACCAGUUGGAAUACAGUGCAGCACAGGAGCGGAGGAGGCAACUUAAGGAGGAUCAUGGGAGAUUAAUUCAGGAAGAGGUGGUGAAGAUGGAGAGAGACUUGGCACAGGAAAACCUACCGCCUGAAAUCCCCCAGAGAGAGCUGCUGGUGCUGACCAGAGAGAGGCAGGUCCUGGUGAUGCAGUUAGAAGCCCUGCGUGCUGAAGCCCAGCAGGCUGAGAAAGACCUAAAGGAUCAAUAUCAAAGACACCAAUCAGAGCUGCAUUGUGUUCAGAGUGUAAGUGAGGAGCAGAGGAAGAUUUCAGAGGACAGGUACAGGAGUGUGUUACUGGAAGCCGUGCAGGAUGCCAUCUACCUGUCGGCUCAGAACCAGCAACUGCAGGCCGAUAACACACAGCUACGAAAGGCACUGGGAGAGAUGAAGGAUGCCCUGGCAGUGCGAGGUGACCCUGGUGCCGACACACACUGUUAAACCGCUGUGUUUUCAGAAACAAAUGCAAAGCAAUGUCAGAGAGAUUUUGCUUAU
Menidia menidia (Atlantic silverside) is the source of this 1830-nucleotide messenger RNA. The record is from the annotation of a GenBank genome assembly. Lineage: Eukaryota; Metazoa; Chordata; Actinopteri; Atheriniformes; Atherinopsidae.